GGGCUGUGGUAGAGGUAGGAGGUAGCUGCUCCGCGGGCCCGCAUCACCCUAGUGACCUCCCCCCCCACUCUUGGGACCCCCCCUCUCUCUUCAACCCCCUACACCUGCUUAUGUGAUUUUCGACCUGACACUCGUGUAUAUCUUGAUGACCAGAGCGUCGUGUACCAAGAUGUGUUGGUCGGGCUGGUGAGGGUUGGUGACCCCUGCAGCAUUCGGGAGUCCAGUGCCUUUGAGUUGAUACGCUCAGUGACCUCCUGGUGCGUCGUGACCUAACCUCACCUCUCACGCGUCGCUCUCUCUGACCUUUGACCUUCUAUACGUCACUACGAAGUACCCUGACCUGUGCUAUUCUUGACCCGUGGAAGAGAAGAAUAUAACAUGGGUCACUCAGCCGUGUACUGUGACUCCUCGGGUGAACUUUCAAGUCUCUUGAUAUUUCACUCCUAGCAGUGGUGACUCGAACCAUUUUUUUCUGUGUUAGUCUGUGACCUCUCAGUCGCCUCUCUUGACCUCAUCUGACCCCACGUGUCAUCUGUCCCACAUGACCUUCACGUCGUGGGAGUUGUGAGGAACUUACAACAAUUGUGCUCAAAAGUUUGUGUGAUGCUCAAUGGUUGAGGCGGUGAUGUGUGUGUUAGUGAGGGGCAGCCAGUGUUCAGUGUUAGUACAGUGAGAGGGAAAGUCUUGGUGCUUCACCAUAUUAUUGCUCAAUGAACAAAAUUCCUCCUUGUCAUCGACGACCCCAGAAGAGUGUAGUGGUGUGGUGUGUGUGAAGGUCGUGAGGCGAUGGUUCCUGAGCCCGCGGCCCCGCACACCUUCUGGUAGCUGGGGCCGCCGUGAGGACACGGCUGCGCCAUGGCCUGUAGGCGGCGGUGAAGAGGUGGCCCUGCCAUGGCCACACUGGCCACUGGCUAAGGUGGCCCAGGGGCGCCAUGGAGGCCGGCCCCUGGCGAGGAGUUAGAGACGCCAUCCUGCGGCUGUGGACGAGGCGAGACCCCCGGGACGCCCGCCAGGCUGACAAGGAUGACGAAAAGUCGCCCAUGUCGCUGGAGACGGUGACGGUGGACGCUGACGCGGCCACGGGAGGGCGGGGUGUCCCCGUGCCCACCGUGUCCCACUCCAGCCUGCCGCCCAUCCCCGUGCCCGCCCCGCCCACCAUCACCGGUCAAGGCACCAGCAAGACGGUCAGCAUCAGACUGAGGCCCCCGGGGGAGACGGCGCCCCUGGAGGAGGACGUGGAGACAGGGGAGCAGCAGGACCCCGAGGCCAACGUGUGUAAGGCUCAGGAGCAGCUCGACACCCUCAUCCGUAACCGCGGCUACCUGGUCAAGGACCACAUCCCCAGGAAGGUGCUGGAGAAGCAGGUCAUGGAGAACAUCCGCCGCAGGGAGCGGAUCGCCGAGAUCCUGCGGCAGGAGGAGGGCGUAGGCUCCGCGGGCCUCCAAGGAUCCCAGCAAGUGUCCAAGGAUCCGCCACCACCCCAAGAACACCCAGAGCGUUCCCUCGAGAUGAUCAACCUUCUCACUAAGGUGUGGUCGGUAAAAGGUGCCACGGUGCAGGGCAGAGGUACUGGGGACGUGGACUGGGCCAGAAGCCAGUUUGUCCAGGAGUGUGUCAGUGAACACAACAGACUACGGGACCUCCACUCUGCUCCUCCUCUUACUCUGUCUGAUCAGCUGUGUAACGAUGCUCAAGCCUGGGCCAACAGACUGGCUCAUUUUGGCCUCCUGGAGUACAGUUCCGAACACGGCCGAGGGGAGAAUAUCAUGACCUCCACCGCUAAGGAAGAACUUACAGGGUCAGCGGUGGCUCUGGCGUGGUAUGACACAGGGCGGACCUUCAAGUACGAGGUUCAUGGCUCAGCAGAUCUUGCCCACGCAGGGCCGUUCUCCCAGGUGGUGUGGGAGUCUACGAGAGCAAUUGGCGUGGGCAUCGCGAGGGGGUCAGAGGGCCGCACCGUGGUGGUGGCCCGCUACUGGCCACAAGGCAACGUGGGUGGCCAGUUUAGCAGCAACGUGAAGCCCCCGGCAGCUGACAGCACCCUGGCAGUGAUAAAGUCGGGGACGCCUACCAUGUCCCGCACCCGGCAGGAAGCUCACUUCUACGUCAGCAUCGCCCUGGAGCCUCCUGGCAAGAACAAGAAGGCGGAGAAGGAGAAGAUGGCCGCCUUGAGGCUCCCGGUAAAAAAAGUGUUGGGGAUAUCAGGAGAGAGUGUGUCAGGGGAGACUCUGCUGACUCACCCCGCCACCAUUGAGACUCUGGGGACGACCUUUGCCUCCUGUCGUAACGGGGCGGCGAGGACGUCCAAGCUGUUCCCUAUCUGCUGCGUGACGCCAGCCAAGACAGAAGAGCGAUGGGCCACCCCGAGUGCCCGCAGCCAACACCAGACACAGCAGCCGCAUCAGAUAGACGUGGCCACCAUUAGACGAACAGACGACGAGAUAAUGCCGUGUGCCACAGGUGCCAAAUUAGACAGUGGUGCGCACCUCAGUGCUGAACCUUCACAGAGACACAAAUCCACUUUGAGAGCGUCUCCUAGGUUAGGGGUCUCACCGAGAUUAGGAACCUCCCCUAGAUUAGGGGCCUCUCCCAGAUUAGGGAUCGCGUCUCGACUAGGGUCCUCGCCUAAAAUGGGUGCUUUACCUAAACUAGCUGCCUCUGCGCGGAUGGCUGCUUCACCAAAGCUAGUUGCAACUUCUCGGUUUGGUGGGUCACCUAAACGUGGUUCACCUAAACGCAGUAUGAGACGCGGUGCCUCGCCCAAGCCCGGAUCGUCACCGCGUCGGGGUGUCAACUCGCGGCUUCGAGCUCUAACAGGAACUGGAGAGCGCAACGUCAUCGUCGCCACACUGUAGCCUCGACCAAACUAUGCAGGAUGAGUGAUUUUUGUUAUUAUUGUUGCUAUUGUUAUUACAGAGACUACUAAGUGUGGCGAACUGGUGAACCGAAAGGCACAGCAGUGGUUCUCUCUGGACAAGAAACUCCAGAAUUCAGGUUAUAGAAGAUAGUCUCGGUUGACAAGAGGCAGGCGUGUGUGUGUACUGUAUGUGUAUGUGUGACGCAGGGAUGUACCUGACGCCGGACAUGUGACGACCACAGACACUAACAAGUUGCCCUGACAGCUAUAGCGACACCUCUUAACGUUAUAUAACCUUGUAGAUCUUACAACUCAAGCCUCCAUAACAAUGACCAUCGUCUACCAAUCACCAUAACUGCAUCCAUCAUGUUAUUUCCUCAUCCCUUGAGGCACUUGUCGUGUUUAUUCUUAUAUAACAUAAAACGUUAAACAUUAUCAGUCAUAAUGACUCGUCUACAAACAACAAAGUCGUCGCAACGGUUCAGGCAGCUUGUGUUAGCUGGUGUCACGGGGUUAUGUAGAGGCGAAAUAUAAUAAACAAAGUCAAGGUUGUGUGUAGGAACGUUCAAGCUCAACAACACGCUUAUGACGCGCUACCACCAAGGCACUCAGGACCCCCAACUAAAGAAAGUAACUUUGGAUUACACUUGUCGUGUGUGUUUCAGUAACAAUUACCUCAAAACUGUUCACGCCGAUUCUUGAAUUACAUCAUCGGUUCUACUCGUAGAGUAGUCAAUGUUUACAAGUGUUGCCGCGCCUCGUGCCUGGAGGCGUGGCGGAGGUCCUGACUGCACUUUGUGUUCUCACAGUCUUGAGUGUGACUUGAAUACAAUGAUCACUAAGUGAUAAACCAAGGUAAUGAACACUCCAGUCAGGGUCGUGCAUCUUAAAAAUGCCAUUUACGAUUCAGACUAAGAGUUUAAACACUAAAAAUUUAACGUGUUAGUGCCAAGCUAGGGUUAGUUCCUCUUAUUGUGCUAAAAAAUAAAAAAAUCAAGCUUUUUUAUAAGUUUGGCCUUAAAGGCAUCAUCAAUUCUUGCGAGCGUCGAUACAACACAGUAUUUUUUUUUAUAUAGCACUAUCAUCCCCCUCCACGCUGACAUAUCAUAGAGCGAUAUGGCUGAAAUAUCCCCCGUCUACAUGUGGCUCUCGUCUCUGCUUACAUGCUUCGUAGGGCUUCAUCCUUUUGGGGUCUGUGGGGACUGCCUGGCUGGGAGGAGUGUGUCCUUGUCUGAGGGACUGUGAGGACUGAUAUUACUUGGGGUUAGGAGUUGAGUUUACAAGGGAGGGCUAGAAGGACUGACUUUGUCAGGGGGCUGUAAUGAUUGACUUUGCUGAAGAGGCCAUGACGACUGACUUUGUUAGGGUCUGUGACAACUGACUUUACUGGAGGGACCGUGAGGACUGACCUUGUUGGGGGUUGUGACGACUGACUUUACCAGGAAGGCUACGAAGACUAACUUAAUUGUGGGGACUAACAUUGCUAUGGAGGCUGAGGGACCUCGCUGAGAAAGUACGGUGACUGACUUGUAAAGUAGGUGACGGUUGACAUUGUUGAGGACCGAGAGAAAUUACUUUGUUAAAGGAUGUAGGGACUGAUUUAGCUCGGGGGACUGUAGGAGGCGUUAGUAAAGAAAAAAGUCAGGUCGGUGUAGAGAGAGAGAGAGAGAGAGAGGAACAGGAGGAAAGGUUAGGAUCAGUAAAGCGCAGGUGUGUUGUGUCAGCCAGGGAGUCUCCACCAAUACUCCUCACCUCAACACUCGCUUACUUAGGCCGCUACUUUAAUGUCCGCGCCUCCACGCCAAACCACAACUGCACACAGGAACAUCUAGUAAUAUAAAUAAAUUUUAGCUAAAAUAAUGAGGGCAGUUUUGAAAGAAUGAUCCAUUCUUUCGGGAAACUUCAAAGUUGUGAUAUUUGCACACAUUAGAUCGUCUGGUUAUGAGAUUAUACCACCGUGGUUGGAAGGAAAUAUAUCUCCAUUGUUGACCUCUUGUGGUGAUGGCUCUGCGUAGUGCAGAUAGGUCGUCAAUCUUUGUCAAGCCGUCAGCUGAGGCAAGUUACUCUGGCCUUGUGUUAACAUUUAUAUUCACCUAUUUAAAGCAAAUUACAGUGCCAUAAUCCAGUUACCUUUGAAGAGUGGAUAUAUUUGUGUUUUUUAUGAAUAUAAAUAUCUAAAAUUCAUUAGAUGCAUUAAAUCCAUCGAGAAAGUGUGUAUAUAGCCAUGCACACGCACAUGUUCAUGCAUACAUACAGUAUAUAUAUACAUCUACAUACAAUCAUAUAUCUUCAUUGGAGCGUAAACAGGUUUUUUAACUCAUCAGCCUUAGGAGUGAGAUGAGAGCUGUGAUUGUCGUGGACAUCCUUAGUACUGUCGUGUGAGGGAGGGAAGCUGUCGCAACACUGAGCAAAAAAAACUUUUUCUCAAGUUGUCGAUUUUUAUGAAAACUAUCCCGUAGCUGCCAACCUACACGACGAUUGUAAUUAUUUAUGUGAAACGACUUAUUACACCCUUUUCAUUGACACUUUUCUUGGCCAUUCAUGCACAUGUACCGAUUAUUGAUGCUGUCUCUAUAACUUUCCUACUACUGCAUGUCAUCUCUAUUCUAAUCUUUAUCUUCAAAAUUCAUUCCUUAUAUUUCAUCUGCUGUUAACUUUAUCCGAUUUUCCUAUUUACGAUCAAACCUAGUUAAGAGUAGGUCUGAGAUAUAGACAAAUUUACUGUACCGUAUUGUAUUAUUUACCGUCAAUCAAAUAUACUUCGGGUUCUAUCUUUGACCUUCAAUAUAUGUAUCGAACCAUAAUAUGACCUUCUGAUAUGACAAACACAUUUUUAUAAAGUAUAUAUUAAUGCAUACCUUUGCUAUUCACUGUUCUUAAGUCAGUAUAUUUUCUUUUUACCGUUUUCUUUUAAAUUUUCGUAGGUACGCCUGGAAUAGAAUACGUUUUCUGUGAUCCCGAGUGACAGUAUUUUAAGGCAUUCUAUUGUAUUUUUCAAGAUAUCCGUUUACUUAAAUUACCAGAGGAAACACCUUGGUAUAUUCAAAGUCUCUUCGUUAUUCCUGGUGACACUGUUCACUUGUUCUGGCAUAUUUUAUAUAUAUGGG
Messenger RNA from Homarus americanus (American lobster), 5964 nucleotides. RefSeq lists its product as uncharacterized. NCBI's taxonomy places the organism in Eukaryota, Metazoa, Arthropoda, Malacostraca, Decapoda, Nephropidae. The coding region runs from base 933 to 2855 and encodes 640 amino acids. The transcript is spliced from 7 exons. The record is from RefSeq and is a predicted model, not a curated record.